GUAACAUAACAUACUUAAUAAAUAAAAGUAAACACUCUUUUACUUUAUAAAUACCUAUCCCUUAGUCCAAAGUCUCUUCCAUUUUCUGUAUCUACAAAAUCCUCUUCAUAUUAUAUACUAAUUUGCAACCAAAAACUUAAAUCUUCUCUUUCCUUUCCUUACAAGGUGAAGAAAUGGACUUCCAAAGUGAUCUAACAAGAGAGAUCUCACCACAAAGGAAACUAGGAAGGGGGAAAAUUGAGAUCAAACGGAUCGAAAACACGACGAAUCGACAAGUGACAUUCUGCAAGAGGCGCAAUGGUUUGCUAAAAAAGGCUUAUGAAUUGUCUGUGCUCUGUGAUGCUGAGGUUGCUUUGGUUGUCUUCUCAAGCAGAGGCAGACUCUAUGAGUAUGCCAACAACAGUGUGAAAGCAACAAUCGAGAGGUACAAGAAAGCAUGCUCAGAUUCCUCAAACACUGGUUCAGUAUCCGAGGCCAAUGCUCAGUAUUACCAGCAAGAAGCCUCCAAACUGCGUGCACAAAUUGGAAAUCUGCAGAACCAAAACAGGAACAUGCUGGGUGAAUCUCUUGGUUCAAUGAACGGCAAAGACCUGAAGAGUCUGGAACAAAAACUUGAAAAAGGGAUUAGCAAAGUCCGAUCCAAAAAGAAUGAGCUGUUGUUUGCUGAAAUUGAGUAUAUGCAGAAGAGGCAGGAAGUUGAUUUACACAACAACAAUCAGUACCUGAGAGCAAAGAUUGCUGAAACUGAGAGAGCUCAGCAUCAGCAUCAGCAGAUGAACUUGAUGCCAGGGAGUUCAUCAAGCUAUCAUGAGCUUGUGCCUCCACCUCAGCAAUUCGAUACUCGAAACUAUCUACAAGUUAAUGGAUUUCAAACCAACAACCAUUACCCUAGACAAGACCAACCCCCUAUUCAACUAGUCUAAUGUGCUUGAGAGAUGGUCUUCUUUCUGAUGUGAUCUACAUAUAAUCCACAAAAGAAGACUACUAUUAAGCUUGAAGAUUAUUGGAACUGAAGAUGAUCAACUUAAGUAUGUAUACCAUAUUAUAUUAAUUACUUGUUGCAUGAGCUAAGACUCUUGAAUAUUGUAUGUUAAUUAAGUGGACAUGUAUUUUUUUGCUUGGUGUACUUCCUUUUCAGGCAGUAAACUAUGAAGAAUUAUGCUUGUUAUAUUAAGUUCAUAACUGUUUUUCUGUCC
Molecule: messenger RNA, 1196 nt
Organism: Solanum verrucosum
Lineage: Eukaryota; Viridiplantae; Streptophyta; Magnoliopsida; Solanales; Solanaceae
Product: floral homeotic protein AGAMOUS
Exons: 9
Coding region: 174-923 (249 amino acids)
Biological process (GO): positive regulation of transcription by RNA polymerase II
Cellular component (GO): nucleus
Molecular function (GO): protein dimerization activity; RNA polymerase II cis-regulatory region sequence-specific DNA binding; DNA-binding transcription factor activity, RNA polymerase II-specific
Source: RefSeq, a predicted model, not a curated record